AUGAAAGGGACGAAUUCUGGAAUGUUCCCCCUAAGGGUGACAGGGCCCAUAGGUAAAAUACUCGGCUGCCACGUCACCCGGACACGUCACCCCGACCCAAUCCAAACGGCGCUCCGCUGCCCAAACUUCACGGCGAAACCUCUCCUUCCGUCACUUUUCUGGUUUCUAUGCUUCUCCCUGCUUCUCCUUCAUUUCGUUAGGGUUUUUCCCCCGAUCUCUCAGCAUUCCCCGACCGUCAUCCUCCGCGAAGCAGCUGCUCUCCACUAUCGAGUUCACUCUGCUCGCGCCUUCGUCUCCAUCGCCUGCGCAGAGGAUGGAACUCCUCUCUGCCAUUCGCGCAUCUCUGCCUUCCUCCUCGGUUACCCGCCUCCGAAGCAGUCAGACCGUGCCCAAGUUCAGUCCAAGGAAGUUCGGCUGCCGGAUUCUCCACCAAUUUCACUAGAUGAUCAGGACGUGCAAAUUGUGUGUUCUGGCCUUGAAGUAGAGUGA
This is a messenger RNA of Linum trigynum, 489 nucleotides long. The record is from the annotation of a GenBank genome assembly. Lineage: Eukaryota; Viridiplantae; Streptophyta; Magnoliopsida; Malpighiales; Linaceae.